AUGCCCGAAUCAAUCUCCGUCACUCUGCUCGGCUCUACAGGUCUCACCGGCUCCGCCACCCUCCGCUCCUUCCUCUCAUCCACCUCUCAGGCCUUCUCAAUCUGCACCUUCACCCGCUCGGCUCCCGCCAAUACUCCGACCGGUCAUCAAGCCACUACGCACGCGAAUCGGACCUUCCCGGACCUCUUCAGCGCUGUGACGGAGCAGCUCGCGAGUAAAGGAGACGUAUAUGUCAGCUGUCUGGGGACGACAAGGGGCGCGGCGGGCGGUUUCGAGAAUCAGAAGAAGAUUGAUCUGGACUUGAACAGGGAUUUGGCGAAGAAGGCGAGGGCGGAUGGGGCAAGCGUGGCAAUCCUCGUUUCGUCCGGCGGCGCCAACUCCAACUCAUACAUGGGCUAUCCCGCCAUGAAGGGACAGCUAGAGGACGACCUGAUCGGCAUGAACUAUGAACACACUGUCAUCCUGCGUCCGGGACUUCUCAUGGGUCCGAGGACGGAAACUCGCGUGCCGGAGCUCAUGACCCAAAAGGUCUUCUGGGGGUUGGGGAAGAUCGGACUGCCGAUGGACAGUCUGCGUAUUGAUGCUGCCGACGUCGGCGACUGUAUUGCCCACUUUGCGACCAACCCUCCCGCGGACAAGGUCAAGAUUGUCGGAAACAACGAGAUGAUCGCAGCGGCGAAGCUGUGGCGGGCGGCGGCGGGUCAGGCCAAGGCGACUUGA
Molecule: messenger RNA, 720 nt
Organism: Dioszegia hungarica
Lineage: Eukaryota; Fungi; Basidiomycota; Tremellomycetes; Tremellales; Bulleribasidiaceae
Product: putative endoplasmic reticulum protein
Exons: 4
Coding region: 1-720 (239 amino acids)
Biological process (GO): import into nucleus
Cellular component (GO): cytoplasm
Source: RefSeq, a predicted model, not a curated record